AUUUCGAAGAUUAGCGCUAUAUUUUUCAUCAACACGGCGAUAGGGCUCUUUAAUAGACAUUUCGACGAGAGACCCGCGUUAUGCUGAUUUGCUUGCUUCUUGAGAAUAGCUAGAGAGUGACAAAGAUGCCUACUUUCUCGAGCACAAAUUUUCUGAACUUUGAAGAAGAGGUCAAGAUUGCCGCCAGGAACAGAGCCAUCGAGAGACUGGCACAAGAACUGCAAUGUCCAGAGCAGCUUACAAAGCUAGAGCACGUUCGCCUCAAGAACUACAACGAGGCGAUUUCGUUGGAAACGCAGCUCAAGAAUAUUGUAAACUCUCAGCUCAGGGAUGCGCAACAAGGGAUCGAACGACUUCGUAGUUUUUUGAAAGUCAAUGACACAAUCAAAAGCAAUGACGUCUAUGUCCGGAAGUUGGCUCAGGAAACCAGCGAAUUGAUUAUGUAUUACAAUUAUAUUCAAGAAAUGAACACGACGCUGAUCAAUUUGAGAUCCACAAAAGAGAAGCUCGAAUCUUUGAUACAAAUUCCGGAUAAGCUCAACAAGAUUAAAAAACUAUUUCAAAACGAGAACAAUAUCCUCCAGGUGCACACAGAACUGAGAAAGUUGAAAUAUGAGCGCGACAGAGUGAUCAGCCGGGCUUCUCAAUUCCCGUCUCAGCAACACGAGCUCGAGUACAUUUUCAAGGGCGUCGAUGAGCUAAACGAGCAACUCAACGAGUCCAUUUUGUUAGUCCUAGAUGAUCAUUUUAAUCUGGCCCUCAAAAAGCCAGAAAUUGUCGUAAAGGUGAUGCAAAUCGUCAUGAGGGAAAACAAGAUCAAAAUAACAGCAGAUAAUGCGGCGCUGUGCAUAAAGGAAUUAGACAGCGCGUUGACGACGGACGACGAUGAAAGAACCAAGAAUAUCAAAAUGAAAGAUAGAAAGCGCUUCGAGUCGAUCGUUAACAAGACUCCAAAUUUUGACUAUUUUGAAUUGGCCCAGCAGCGAAUAUCUCAGAGCAUUAAGUCCACCUUCAAAGCCGAGUUCUUGAAUUGCCUGGUAACCAAAGAGGAGGUCUCGGAAGAAGGAGAUCAAGCACUAGUCGGGACUUACGAUGCUCAAAAAUGUAUCAACGUGACGAGAAAUUUGAUUAUUAACCUAGAAAAGCUAGAAGAUGUUCAAUUAGUAUUUCCUGAAAUGUUUGACAUUCGAACUCUCUAUUUUAAAAUCUAUCACGAAGGGUUCUUUGAAGUUUUUUCGGACAUCUCCGAAGUUGCGGCAAAAAAGCCGAAUCCGUCUGCUGAUGCGAUCCUAAUUGCCAAGUGGGUCAAAAAUUUCUACGAACCUCAAAUGCUUCGUCUAAACAGUCCAAUUGAUACAUCCAAUAUGAUCAACAGCUUGGAUUUCUUGAUGCCUGCGUACAAAGAAUACGUUUACAACACGGUCGAAGAGCUGGCCAAUAGAAUAGCUUCUAUGGGCAAAGAUUCUGAACUGGAGAUACUCGACGAUGGAACGUACACCAUGGCCCCUGUACUGCUAUUCAAUAUUGUUCAAGUACAAUUCGAUGUUGCCAUAUCCUCAAGCUCGCACACUAUAAUAAUUGCGACACUCGAACAACUUCGAAAUGUCCUUUUUUCUUACCAACAAAAAUUCCGCGAUUUAUUUUUGCAAGAAGUGAACGACUAUCAAAUUGACCACCUGAUUGCGCAAAUCAAUAACAACAAUAAGUGCUACGAGCACACCUUGGACUUGGAAGAGAAGGCUGCUCGAGUCCUAAAGGAGGCCUACCCAAAAGAGCCCAUUUUUAUGGACGUGGCGGAUGGCUUUCAAGAUCUCAUAAAAAGCUGCCGCAAGGCUUUGCUAAAGCAUUGCUUUUCCAUUUUGGAGGAAGACUGCGCUAAGCUUUUCAACAAGCCUUGGUACAAGGAAGAUGUUUCAGAAACCAUCGUUAGCACACUAAAUGACUAUUUUACAUAUGAAAUUAAGGGGAAGCUGCUGGAUGUCUACUUUCGACGCCUGACUGCUGAGUGCUUAAAUAAAAUUGUAGCCAUUUAUGUAAAUCAAGCACUCAAUCGAUCUCAGCAGCCGUUCUGCGAAAAAACUGCAGAAAAAUUAAAAAGCGAUGCAAAUCAUCUGCACGCAUUUUUCACUACUUGGCAAGUACGAGAGAAACUAGUCAAAACGAAUCUACAGGUCUUGCAUGAUAUAGCCAAGUUAAUUACUUCGUCCUCAGAAAAUAUUUCUAUUGCUAUGGAGUGCGCUCUUAGAAAUUCACCUGACAUCACCGGCCAAGCAGUAAAAACGAUACUGCUCAAAAGAGAGGAUAUAGAUAGGAAACAGGCCAAGUCCUUGAUGGAGCAUUGGCACAAAAUUUAUGAAAAUCUGGGUCCAAAAGAACCGCCUACCUCUGGUAUAUUUUAUUCUGUUAUGUCUGCAGAACAAUAGAGAUUGUGUUUUAAAACGUGACUGUGUUCCCUCCUAACGCACGCACGGUUCGAAAAUGGCAAAUUGAAAAUCUUAUUAGACGACAACCUUUCAAAAACACAAAUUUAGCAGAGUGCGCGUACAUCUGAUUCAAAUACGCUCUGCCUGCUUUGUGUGAAGUAAAUUUUUCAGUUACUGAUACACUUUAUUGAAGAUACAACAAAUGACUUUAUAUUCGUUCCCGAAACUGAGGUUAUCCAGCAAAGUCUUGAUUGGAUUGGGAGCGAUAGGCAUCAUUUGCAUGUAUUUUUUUGUUCCGACAAAUAAAUUCAAUGCUGCACAGAAAAUAUCUGAAAUAAUCACCAAACUUGGGGUUUAUGCACCCAUAGUCCUUUCGUUGAUUCUCACUAUUUGCAUUGUGGCAUGCUUCCCAUUUAGUUUUGCUUUCGAAUUAGCAGCUGGAUUUCUGUUUGGUACAUUAGGCGGAUUUCUAAUUAUCGCAGUGGCGAAGCUAUGCGGCGGGCUAAUCGCCUUCUAUCUUUCGCGGUCAUAUCUGAAAAAUUUCGUUUCACAACGUCUAAGUAAUUCGCCAAAUUUUGCUAAACUUCAUCAUGAAUUGAAUGCCGACUCGCUGAAGCUCGCAAUCAUGCUUCGACUUUCACCGUUUCCAAGCUGGAUGGUUAACUAUGGACUAGCAUUGACGCCUAUUACUUACAAAAAUUACAUCUUGGCUACUAUUUUGGCUGGAUUUCCUGGUAUUUUAAGAAAUGCCUAUAUUGGAUCAAUUAUGAAAAAUUUUUUGGCCGCAGGUGAGAGCAGGGUAAAUGACUGGAGUUAUUACCUCAUGGGCGUUAUCACUAUUUUUACGUCUAUCAUGGUCACCAGAUACGUUUAUAAAUAUUUUAAAUUGGUUACUUCGUCUUCUAGCCCUCAAAAUCAGCCGAGAACGUUUGAGCAGCCAAAGUCGUCCAGAGCUUCUUUUGAUAUAGAAAGCAACGAAUUGUAUUAAGAGGACUUCUUGUCACUGAAUGCGAAAUAGAAGAAGGUCAUAAUAUUGAAACACAUAUAAAAAUGAGCUACUGUUUUUUGAUUGAUUCCAACAUUCAAAAAAUUUGUUCAGAUUGCCUAGAUUUUAUUCCUAAAUGCAGUUCGCACCUACGUCUCUCAUCUACCUUCCGUUUCUGCGAAUACCAGGUGCAGUUACAAUUUGCAUCUGAAGUAGAAUAGGCUACCAAAAAAAAAGAGUCAAGUGCAGUUUUUUUAAGUUAUGUGAGGGGUGAUAACUUGUAAUUUUUCGAAUUCUCGGCUUAUGGCUUACCGUUUGUUGUGCAAGCAACAGCUGUUGAUUUUUGGAUAUGGAAGGGCCCAGUUUUUGGUUCUUGAUACACAUGCAUCUCUGCUUUUUAGUCAAACUUCGGAGUAUCUUUCAUCAUCAAUAUGCCAGAGAAAAAAGCACAUUACUGUAAAUUUCACAGUAUCAGCUUAACGUAGAGCUGUUUUCUUAGCGCAUAUUGCUUUCAGCUGCUUGGGGCUACAUUAAAACUGGAGACCGACCUAUGUGAAGCUAUAUGAAGUGGUUUCGUGCGCGCGACAUUGUGGCUUUCUUUUUGAUGAGGGUUGUUAAUUUUCGCUUACUGAAGGUGGCUAUUGAACUGGGUUCAUAUUUUCUUCAGUUUAUGGCAGACGUGAAUUCUUUUUACUGAUUGACAAUUCACAUAAUUUCCUCGGCUCAUUUCUCAUUUGUUUCCUGAUCAUUGAAAAAGGCUAGCUUUUAUUUUGUUUUUGGGUCAACCUGUUUUCCCUGUCGAAUCAUCCUUCGGUUUAUUGCCGUAACUGGGAAGCGUGCGGAUUCAGAAAGCGAUGCUUUCUAGUUACAGCAUUGACAAAUAUCGGUCGAACAAAAGGAUUCUAGACUUCAAGCUGAAGCCGACUUCAAACACAGUUGGCCCUUUUGUUUUGGGCACCAGAAUUGGCGAGGUGUUUGACUAUCUGUGUAAGCAUAGUACAAAGUAUUCGCAGAAUCAGUUUUAUUACAAUGAGGCCGAUCCGUUGUCGAUGCCAUAUGUGAUCAACUUGACGAAUUCUGGUGUUUCGCUGAGAUUUGAAUCCAAAAGUCAGAGGCUUGAGUCAGUCAAAUUCGAAGAUUUGUCUAAGGUGGACGUUUCCUACCACAAGGACUCGGGCAACACCAUCACGUUUUCGACUCCCGAGAACAUUGCGACGAUGACGGCGAUAUACAGCACGUUUGGGCCCACAAACAUUGGGCAUUUUGAAGAGGACAAUUCCAAGUACUUGUUGGAAUAUCCUGGACUGGUUUUUGUGUUUGCAGUGCCCAAAAAGUUCAAAAAAGUCAAACUGGGCGAGAAUCCGGAGCCGUCUCAGGAACUGUACAAGAUUCAGCUUGAGAGCAUAUACUGUCGAAGCAAAGAUCCGACAGUCAAAUACAAUGAAGACAAGGUUUGGGUGAAUAUUGGACAGGGGAUCACAAUAGCCAAGGACCAGAGUACUAAAACGAUUCCGUUCGGAGCAUCCGUACAAGAGGUGGUAGAGGCUUUAGGAGUACCUCAGGACCAAUUUAGAAAACAGGAGGAUACCAUGAGCAUUUACAAGAAAGUAAAUCGAAAUCAAACCAUGACGUGCAUGAACUAUGAAGUUAGCGUUAAUACAGUAGACUAUUUUUUUAAUUAUUUUGAUCUUGGUUUAGACAUUCUCUUCGAUGGUCGGACUCACGUAGCCAAAAAGUUUAUACUGAAUACCAAUUUGCCUAGUCAGCCGCAUUUUGUGACAUACAGAAAGUGUCACUAUGAGAUUAAAUUCAGGCGUCCGCUUCUGUCGACGUGCAUGGAGGGGCAGGCGCGCAGCCCUUCAUCAGAAUGUCAGUUUCUCGCCAAGUCGGGAAAGGAAGAAGAAGGAUCUGGGUAUACGAGCGCAGAGAGGGGACGAGUCGUCAAGAGAGUGGAGCCGAGUGGUCAUGCAGGAAAAGAAGUGAAAGAGAGGAGGGGAACCAAAGAGACAGACGAGCAACAAGUGCCGCAAGGCGAGGGUGAGGAGGGAGACACAAAUCGUCCUUCUUCGCAUUCGCCAUGCGAGUUUAUAAAAAUAACGCCUGAAAUGCGCUGGCACGAAAUCGAGCAAUAUUUCGGACAGCCACUUGGAUUGUUCUGGGCGCCAUCGCCGGUUGGCACGCCGUUCGACGGAACAGGAUUUUACGCCUAUAAGAAUCUUAUAUUCGAAGUGACAAAAAAAAACGGCUAUGUAUCGAAAAUUUUUCUAUUUAAUAAAUAGUUUGUGUGGUCUUUUUGUGUGU
Messenger RNA from Schistocerca gregaria, 5709 nucleotides. RefSeq names its product exocyst complex component 3-like. Gene Ontology annotation, biological process: exocytosis; exocyst localization. Lineage: Eukaryota; Metazoa; Arthropoda; Insecta; Orthoptera; Acrididae. Gene Ontology annotation, molecular function: SNARE binding. The record is from RefSeq and is a predicted model, not a curated record. The coding region runs from base 126 to 2423 and encodes 765 amino acids. Gene Ontology annotation, cellular component: exocyst. The transcript is spliced from 8 exons.